Messenger RNA from Saccharomyces eubayanus, 5634 nucleotides. It is a transcript of the gene FKS1, whose product is annotated as 1,3-beta-D-glucan synthase. The transcript has a single exon. The record is from RefSeq and is a predicted model, not a curated record. NCBI's taxonomy places the organism in Eukaryota, Fungi, Ascomycota, Saccharomycetes, Saccharomycetales, Saccharomycetaceae. Gene Ontology annotation, biological process: (1->3)-beta-D-glucan biosynthetic process; fungal-type cell wall polysaccharide biosynthetic process. Gene Ontology annotation, cellular component: 1,3-beta-D-glucan synthase complex; plasma membrane. Bases 1 to 5634 code for a protein of 1877 amino acids. Gene Ontology annotation, molecular function: 1,3-beta-D-glucan synthase activity.
AUGAACGCUGAUCAACAUCCUUACCAGGAUCAAACGGUAUACCCUCAGGAGCAAGGUGAAGGCCAAGGUCAAGGUCAAGAGCAGGACUACGACCAGUAUGGCCAGCCUUUGUAUCCUCAACAAACUGAUGGUUACUACGACCCAGCUAUGGCCGCCGGUAACGAAGCUGAUAUGUACGGUCAACAGCCACCAAACGACUCUUAUGACCAAGAAUACACAAACGGCGAAUACUAUGGCCAACCGCCAAACAUGGCUGCGCAAGACGGUGAAAACUUCUCCGAUUUCAGCAGUUACGGCCCCCCUGGCACCCCUGGCUAUGACAGCUAUGGUGGCCAGUACACCCCUUCUCAAAUGAGUUACGGAGAACCUAACUCGUCUGGUACUUCCACCCCCGUCUAUGGUAACUACGAUCCAAACGCUAUUGCUAUGGCUUUACCGAAUGAACCUUAUCCUGCUUGGACUGCGGACUCUCAAUCUCCCGUCUCUAUCGAGCAAAUAGAAGAUAUCUUCAUCGAUUUGACAAAUAGACUAGGGUUCCAAAGAGACUCCAUGAGAAAUGUCUUCGACCACUUUAUGGUUCUUUUGGAUUCGAGGUCUUCGAGAAUGUCACCAGAUCAAGCUUUGCUAUCCCUACAUGCCGAUUAUAUCGGUGGUGAUACUGCCAAUUACAAAAAAUGGUAUUUCGCUGCUCAAUUAGAUUUGGAUGACGAUAUCGGUUUCAGAAAUAUGAGUCUUGGUAAGCUAUCAAGAAAGGCAAGAAAGGCUAAGAAGAAGAAUAAGAAGGCCAUGGAAGAGGCGGACCCAGAAGAUGCUGAAGAAACCUUAAAUAAAAUCGAAGGUGACAACUCUUUAGAAGCCGCUGAUUUCAGAUGGAAAGCAAAAAUGAACCAGUUGUCCCCACUGGAAAGAGUUCGCCAAAUCGCCCUAUACCUAUUGUGUUGGGGUGAAGCUAAUCAAGUCAGGUUCACAGCAGAAUGUUUGUGUUUUAUUUACAAGUGUGCUGCUGAUUAUUUGGAUUCUCCUCUCUGCCAACAACGUCAAGAACCCAUGCCAGAAGGUGAUUUCUUGAACAGAGUCAUAACACCGCUAUAUCAAUUCAUCAGAAAUCAAGUUUACGAAGUUGUUGAUGGUCGUUUUGUCAAACGUGAAAGAGACCACAACGAAGUCAUUGGGUACGAUGACUUAAAUCAAUUGUUUUGGUACCCAGAAGGUAUUGCUAAGAUCGUUUUUGAAGAUGGAACCAAGUUGAUUGAGUUACCAGUCGAAGAACGUUAUUUAAGAUUAGGCGAUGUUGUCUGGGGCGAUGUCUUUUUUAAGACUUAUAAGGAAACCCGUACCUGGUUACAUUUGAUCACUAAUUUCAACCGUAUUUGGGUCAUGCAUAUUUCCAUCUAUUGGAUGUACUGUGCUUAUAAUGCACCAACCUUCUACACUCACAACUAUCAACAACUGGUCAACAAUCAACCUUUGGCAGCUUAUAGAUGGGCCACCGCGGCAUUAGGUGGUACUGUAGCAUGCAUAAUUCAGAUCAUUGCUACUAUAUGUGAAUGGUCAUUCGUUCCAAGAAAAUGGGCUGGUGCUCAACAUCUAUCUCGUAGGUUCUGGUUCUUAUGCGUCAUUCUUGCUAUCAAUCUAGGUCCGCUUAUAUUCGUUUUCGCUUACGAUAAAGACACCGUUAACUCCACUGCUGCACGUGUUGUAGCUGCCGUUACAUUUUUCAUUGCCGUUGCUACUAUCAUUUUCUUUUCCAUUAUGCCGUUGGGUGGGUUGUUUACAUCCUAUAUGAAGAAAUCUACUAGACGUUAUGUCGCAUCUCAAACUUUUACUGCUGCUUUUGCUCCUUUGCAUGGCUUAGACAGAUGGAUGUCUUAUCUAGUCUGGGUCACUGUUUUUGCCGCCAAAUAUUCAGAAUCAUAUUUCUUUUUGAUUUUAUCAUUGAGAGAUCCAAUGAGAAUUUUGUCUACCACUUCAAUGAGAUGUACAGGUGAACAUUGGUGGGGUGACAAGAUAUGUAAAAUCCAACCAAAGAUUGUGCUAGGUUUGAUGAUUGCCACAGAUUUCAUCCUUUUCUUCUUGGAUACCUACUUAUGGUAUAUCAUUGUCAAUACUGUUUUCUCUGUCGGUAAAUCUUUCUAUUUAGGUAUUUCUAUCUUAACACCAUGGAGAAAUAUCUUUACGAGAUUACCAAAGAGAAUUUACUCUAAAAUUUUGGCUACCAGCGAUAUGGAAAUUAAGUACAAACCAAAAGUUUUAAUUUCUCAAGUUUGGAAUGCUGUCAUUAUUUCCAUGUACAGAGAACACUUGUUGGCAAUUGAUCAUGUACAAAAGUUAUUGUAUCAUCAAGUUCCAUCCGAAAUUGAAGGUAAAAGAACUUUGAGAGCUCCAACUUUCUUUGUUUCUCAAGAUGACAACAAUUUUGAAACCGAAUUUUUCCCCAGAGAUUCAGAAGCUGAACGUCGUAUUUCAUUUUUCGCUCAGUCUCUGUCUACACCAAUUCCCGAACCACUACCAGUUGACAACAUGCCAACUUUUACUGUGUUAACUCCUCAUUACGCCGAAAGAAUAUUAUUGUCUUUGAGAGAAAUUAUUCGUGAAGAUGAUCAAUUCUCCAGAGUCACUCUGUUGGAAUACCUAAAACAGUUACAUCCCGUUGAAUGGGAGUGUUUUGUCAAGGAUACCAAGAUUUUGGCUGAGGAAACUGCUGCAUAUGAAGGAAAUGAAGAUGAUCCCGAAAAAGAUGACGCUUUGAAAUCCCAAAUCGAUGAUUUGCCCUUUUACUGUAUUGGUUUCAAAUCUGCUGCACCAGAAUAUACUUUGCGUACCAGAAUUUGGGCUUCUUUGAGAUCCCAAACUUUGUACCGUACCGUUUCCGGUUUCAUGAAUUACUCUAGAGCCAUCAAAUUGUUAUACCGUGUUGAAAAUCCUGAAAUUGUUCAAAUGUUUGGUGGAAACGCUGAAGGUUUGGAAAGAGAAUUGGAAAAAAUGGCCAGAAGAAAGUUCAAGUUUUUGGUUUCUAUGCAAAGAUUGGCUAAGUUCAAACCUCACGAAUUAGAAAAUGCUGAAUUUUUGUUGAGAGCUUACCCAGAUUUGCAAAUUGCUUACUUGGACGAAGAACCUCCAUUGAAUGAAGGUGAAGAACCAAGAAUUUACUCUUCUCUAAUCGAUGGUCACUGUGAAAUUUUAGACAAUGGUCGCAGACGUCCUAAGUACAGAGUUCAAUUAUCUGGUAACCCAAUUCUUGGUGACGGUAAGUCUGAUAACCAAAAUCAUGCUUUAAUUUUCUACAGAGGUGAAUAUCUUCAAUUAAUUGAUUCUAACCAAGACAACUAUUUGGAGGAAUGUUUGAAGAUCAGAUCCGUUUUGGCUGAAUUUGAAGAGUUGAAUGUCGAACAAGUUAACCCAUACGCCCCUGGUUUGAAGUAUCAAGACCAAUCAAACAAUCAUCCUGUUGCUAUCGUAGGUGCAAGAGAAUACAUUUUCUCUGAAAACUCUGGUGUCUUGGGUGAUGUUGCUGCUGGUAAAGAACAGACUUUUGGUACAUUAUUUGCUCGUACUUUAUCUCAAAUUGGUGGUAAAUUGCAUUAUGGUCAUCCUGAUUUCAUCAAUGCUACAUUCAUGACUACAAGAGGUGGUGUUUCUAAAGCACAAAAAGGUUUACAUUUGAAUGAAGAUAUUUAUGCUGGUAUGAAUGCUUUGCUUCGUGGUGGUCGUAUUAAGCAUUGUGAAUAUUAUCAAUGUGGUAAAGGUAGAGAUUUGGGUUUCGGUACUAUUUUGAAUUUCACCACAAAGAUUGGUGCCGGUAUGGGUGAACAAAUGUUAUCUCGUGAAUACUACUACUUGGGUACUCAAUUACCUGUUGAUCGUUUCUUAACAUUCUAUUAUGCGCAUCCAGGUUUCCAUUUGAAYAACUUGUUYAUUCAAUURUCSUUACARAUGUUUAUGCUAACWUUGGUGAAYCURCAUGCUUUAGCCCAUGAAUCCAUYCUGUGUAUCUAUAAUAGAAACRCACCAMUYASAGAUGUUUUGUAUCCAAUCGGAUGUUAUAACUUUCAUCCUGCAAUUGAUUGGGUGAGACGUUAUACAUUAUCUAUUUUCAUUGUUUUCUGGAUUGCCUUUGUCCCCAUUGUCGUCCAAGAACUGAUCGAACGUGGUCUAUGGAAAGCCACUCAAAGAUUUUUCUGCCAUAUAUUAUCAUUGUCUCCUAUGUUCGAAGUGUUUGCCGGUCAAAUCUAUUCCUCUGCAUUACUAAGCGAUUUGGCAAUUGGUGGUGCGCGUUAUAUUUCAACUGGUCGUGGUUUCGCUACUUCUCGUAUACCUUUUUCAAUCCUGUAUUCAAGAUUUGCAGGAUCUGCUAUCUACAUGGGUGCAAGAUCGAUUUUAAUGUUACUGUUCGGUACUGUUGCACAUUGGCAAGCUCCAUUGUUAUGGUUCUGGGCAUCUCUAUCCUCCUUAAUUUUCGCGCCUUUCGUUUUCAACCCACAUCAAUUCUCAUGGGAAGAUUUCUUCUUAGAUUAUAGAGAUUACAUCAGAUGGCUAUCAAGAGGUAAUAAUAAGUACCAUAGAAACUCAUGGAUUGGUUACGUAAGAAUGUCUAGAGCACGUAUCACUGGGUUCAAGCGUAAAACAACUGGUGAUGAAUCUGAAAAGGCCGCUGGUGAUGCCAAUAGAGCUCACAGAUCAAACUUGAUCUCUUCUGAAAUUGUGCCAUGUGCCAUUUACGCUGCCGGUUGUUUUAUAGCCUUUACAUUCAUCAAUGCUCAGACUGGUGUGAAGAACGGUAAGGAUGAUACGGUGAACUCUGUUCUACGUAUUAUUAUCUGUACAUUGGCUCCUAUUGCUAUUGAUCUAGGUGUUUUAUUCUUCUGUAUGGGUAUGUCUUGUUGCUCUGGUCCCUUAUUCGGCAUGUGCUGUAAGAAAACAGGUUCUGUCAUGGCAGGUAUUGCGCACGGUAUUGCUGUUAUUGUCCAUAUUGUCUUUUUCAUUGUUAUGUGGGUUCUAGAGGGUUUCAACUUUAGCAGAAUGUUGAUUGGUGUUGUUACCUGCAUCCAAUGUCAAAGACUAAUCUUCCACUGUAUGACAGCAUUAUUAUUGACUCGUGAGUUCAAGAAUGAUCAUGCUAAUACGGCUUUCUGGACUGGUAAAUGGUAUGGUAAAGGUUUAGGUUACAUGGCUUGGACUCAACCAACUAGAGAAUUAACUGCCAAAGUCAUCGAAUUAUCUGAAUUUGCAGCCGAUUUUGUGUUGGGACAUGCAAUCUUAAUUUGCCAAUUACCAUUUAUUAUUAUCCCAGGUAUUGACAAGUACCAUUCUAUUAUGCUAUUUUGGUUAAAGCCUUCUCGCCAAAUUCGUCCACCAAUUUAUUCUUUGAAACAAACACGCUUGCGUAAACGCAUGGUCAAGAAGUACUGCAGUUUGUACUUCUUAGUAUUGCUCAUUUUUGCAGGGUGCAUUGUUGGCCCUGCUGUGGCUUCGUCUAACGUUAAAAACCUUGGUUCCGGUUUGAAGGGCACUUUCCAUAACUUAGUUCAACCAAGACAUCAAGACAAUAAUGAUACGGGACACCAGAUGUCAACAUAUAAAAGUCACUAUUACACAAGUGCGCCUCAUCUGAAGACCUGGUCAACUAUUAAAUGA